CACCAACAUGGGAAGCCCGGCCGGCACCGACGCCGUCGGAUGGCGCGUCCAAGUCCUCUGGGAGGAAGAAGACGCUUGGUUCGAAGGAAUUGUGACGGAAUACGAUGACGAGAAAGGCUACUAUGUUUGCUACGACGACGGGGACGAGAAAUGGCAGGCGACUCAGGACCCUGGAGCUAUGAAAUUUUUGUCCAACACGCUUGGUCAAAGCGUGGAAGCUAGGGUUUCCAGUGUCGUGACACCACCAGCCACGGCACGUCAGGACGAUCCACGCAAUGGCGAGGAAGCUGUGGGGUGGCGAGUUCAAGUGUUCUGGGCCGACGAAGGCACAUGGUUUGACGGAGUUGUCACAGAGUACGAUCCAUCGAAAGGAUAUUUUGUAUGCUACGACGAUGGCGAAACGAAAUGGCAGGCGUCGAACGACCGCGCGACGAUGGUGUUUGUGUCGACCGGUGUACCGAUCCCAAAGACAACUCUUUUGGAGGCUGCGCUUGAGCCCAGCACUAAUGACCCUCCUAGCGCGACGAAAACAGACUAUUGCAACGAUGAGUCCGAGCAUCACGGCGACGAUGACGGCGGGGAGGACACCGCGCUCCUUGGUCACGAGGAAACUACAAUCGAAACACCGAGGGCUGGCCACCAACUGAGCCAAAAAGAGGAUAAACCCUCGACACCAAUUGAAGACGGCGAUGCAGAUGUAUUGUCCACAGACAACUUCACGAGCGUGGCUCUUAUGCCCCAGGUUUCCGCGCCAGUUUCGUCGACUCAAGAUAAAGACAACACUAUACAGUUAAAGCAGCAACAAGAACCGUGUUCCAAAUCGGUGUCAUCCAAGGCAUGGAAACCCCGCAAGAAGCCAGUCAUCUUUUUCCACGACAAGGAAGCUCUGGUCGAGAUGAAGGCACAACUCAUUGCAAGGAAAAAUGCUCUAGAUGACAACCGUCGCCAGCUCCUCCUCAAAGUCACAUUGGCCGAAAAUGCCGAAGCGGCACAGAAACAAGAGGUAGCAGACCUGACGGCCAACUUGACAGUGGCACAGCUCAAGACAACUCGUCGGGUAGCGCCGCCAAGGCCGCAGUCCACCGAAGAACGAUCGCUCGACUUGACCGUGAGGACCCGCCAAUUAAAAAAGGACAAUGCACAGCUUCGGCAAACGAUCGUAGAGGCAACUAAGCGCGUGGAGGCCAUGCAAGGCAAACUAAACAAGGCAAGGGCAGAGUGGAACGCCCUUCCUGCGCAGUGUCGCCUUACACUUGGAGAUAUCGAAUCGCAAAUCGCAUUGUUGCAAGUGGAAAAGGAAGCCUUGACAGAAGAGCUCCGUCAGCGCCGCGAACUUACCACGGACCCCGCUAAUACGCAGUAUGAAGGCGUGGCGCUCAAGCAGCAACUUGCCGAUUCGGACACGAGAAUGUGGCAGCUGAAAUCCGAGUUGCAUCAGUGGAAAGGUCUGUGUGAGCAGGAGCGCACUAAAGUUGAUGCAAUGCAAGCUCGCCUGACGGCACUCAAGGCUGAAAUGACACCGAUGCGAUCGUCGCGGAUUCUCCUGCGCAGCGCGUUCGACCGAUGCGACAAGGACAAGAGCGGCGAGUUGACCGUUGACGAAACUGUUCAGAUGUUGCUGUUGCUGGCGCCUCCCGAAGGCGACGUUUGCGAGGACGACAUUCGGUCGCACUUUGCUCAAUCCGACAUGAACCACGACAGCCGCAUCGACUUUGCCGAAUUCUGCAAUGCCGUCGAGCGAUUGUUCAACCCAGAGUGAACUAGCUAGUUCAUCAUGUCUUGGUUUCAGGCACUGUGCAUACGUUUUCGUUUCACGUGGUUAUCCACGGC
Molecule: messenger RNA, 1830 nt
Organism: Aphanomyces invadans
Lineage: Eukaryota; Oomycota; Saprolegniomycetes; Saprolegniales; Verrucalvaceae
Exons: 4
Coding region: 8-1759 (583 amino acids)
Molecular function (GO): calcium ion binding
Source: RefSeq, a predicted model, not a curated record